This is a messenger RNA of Olea europaea var. sylvestris, 1522 nucleotides long. RefSeq lists its product as uncharacterized. Gene Ontology annotation, cellular component: plasma membrane. NCBI's taxonomy places the organism in Eukaryota, Viridiplantae, Streptophyta, Magnoliopsida, Lamiales, Oleaceae. The transcript has 3 exons. Bases 159 to 1331 code for a protein of 390 amino acids. The record is from RefSeq and is a predicted model, not a curated record.
AGGAAUCUUGGAUAAAAGGACGCUUGCAGUGUCUUUUCCCUCUAUCUCUCUCAUUCUCUGCGACUAAUCUCAGUCUGAUCUUCUGUUUUCACUGCUUUCACACGCGCGCGCGCGCACACUCACCCGCAGCGAGAGAGAGAGAAGUUUCGGCAUUGAAGAUGGUUUUGAGCUCAACAAGAUGCAAAUGGUUCCCUGUAUUUGUUCUGCUUCUACUGACGCAAUCAGCUACCGCAUUGGUUGAAGACGGCUUACUUCCCAAUGGCGAUUUCGAGGCCACUCCACCAAGAGGAUUCUCUUCAGAAGCCUUACUUUCCGAGGGCGUGGCAACAAUCCCCAGCUGGAAAUCCAACGGCACAGUCGAACUAGUCGAAUCAGGCCAAAAACAGGGCGGAAUGAUCCUCAUCGUACCGCAGGGUGCACAUGCUGUGCGGCUCGGUAACGACGCCGAAAUUAGCCAAGAAAUCGCCGUCGAAAAAGGUUCGCUGUACUCGAUCACAUUCAGCGCAGCUCGAACUUGCGCCCAAUUAGAGUCGCUUAACGUUUCGGUCCCGCCGGUGUCGCAAAACAUUGAUUUGCAGACUCUUUACAGCAUUCAGGGCUGGGAUUCAUACGCGUGGGCCUUUCAGGCAGAGGAGGAUAAUGUGUGGGUGGUGUUUAGAAAUCCUGGUAUGGAGGAUGAUCCCACUUGUGGACCCAUCAUUGACAAUAUCGCUAUAAAGAAGCUUUUCGUACCCGAUAACGCUAAAGAUAAUGCAGUUGUUAAUGGUGAUUUCGAAGAAGGCCCUUGGAUGUUCAGAAAUGCUUCACUUGGUGUUUUACUUCCCACCAAUCUGGAUGAGGAGAGGUCCUCAUUGCCUGGUUGGAUAGUUGAAUCAAACAGAGCCAUCCGCUACAUUGACUCAUACCACUUCUCUGUCCCGGGAAGCAAACGAGCUGUUGAAUUGCUUUCUGGAAAGGAAGGAAUUAUCUCACAAAUGGUCGAAACCAAGCCUAAUAAACCUUACAGAUUGACGUUUUCAUUAGGCCAUGCCGGAGACUCCUGCAAGCGACCACUAGCCAUCAUGGCCUUUGCUGGUGAUCAAGCCCAAAACAUCCAUUACACUCCAGAUUCCAACUCUACAUUUCAGACAGCUAAUCUUAACUUCACAGCCAAGGCCCAGAGAACACGAGUCGCAUUCUACAGUGUUUAUUACAGCACAAGAACUGAUGACAUGAGCUCUUUAUGUGGUCCUGUAGUAGAUGAUGUGAGAGUAGAACAAUCAGGGUGCAAAGGCAUUACCCCAGGAUUUUUAGGGUUGAUUCUAGUUUUGAGCAUUUUGCUGUCCAUUUAAUUUCCUGUUUAGGUUUAAGAUUGUGGUCUGGUUAAGUUGUAAUAUGACUUGAUUUUCAUAUGCUGGCAGGGAGUAUUUGGUAAACCAAACUAUCGUUACUAUCCUGUUUGGGGUCAAUGUUAAGGGUUUGAUAUUUUCUAUGAGAAAUGGAAUGCUAGUAAACUUGAAUGGAGUUUUGCUUAUGCAGUUAA